UCUCUAUAUUGGCGUUUACCUAUAAAUAUGGGUAUCCCAAAAAUCCAAUAGAAGCAGAGCAAAUAUUAAGCUAAAAAAUGAGUAGUUCCUUGAAUCCUCGUUACUACCGCACAGCCAAAGUCGAAGAAAUUGAGAAAAAAACAGAAAGGCCGAUGGAGUAUUUCACCAGAGAGAAACAGAGGCCUAAUUCAACAAAUAUGAGGAAGCCGCCAGCAUCGGAGCCAAGGAAGCUGGAGAGUAAGCUAUCGGAAGACAUAAAUGAAAGUGCAGAGAAUUUCAUAAAGAAGUUUAAGCAACAGCUGCUUCUCCAGAGGCUUGAGUCCAUUGAGAACUAUGAGCAAAUGCUUAAGAGGGGAACAUAGCGAGCUCCGUUUCGUUUCCUCUUCUUUUUUUACCUCAAAAUUUUCGCGUGUGUUAUGUAUGAAUUAUUUCAUUGUAUUGCAAUGUGUCUGUGGUACUCUAUAUAUGUCAAUCAGUAUGUCAUAAUUAUAAAUAACAUGUAAGAUAUGAAAACUUAUUAUUAACUCUGGUGAAUUUGCCUUC
Solanum dulcamara is the source of this 543-nucleotide messenger RNA. RefSeq names its product pathogen-associated molecular patterns-induced protein A70. The record is from RefSeq and is a predicted model, not a curated record. NCBI's taxonomy places the organism in Eukaryota, Viridiplantae, Streptophyta, Magnoliopsida, Solanales, Solanaceae. The transcript has a single exon. Bases 78 to 362 code for a protein of 94 amino acids.